AUGGUGCCCUUUUACACCUUCGAUGAGUUGAGCUCCUCCACUUGGACUUCUUUUCUUGAUAUCACUCCAUCACAUAAGCCUUCCCUAGGCAUGAGGAACGUCCACUCGGCAAUCCUCACAUAUCUAUUGUGCUUGGUGCUUCAUUGCGUUGCAGAGUCAGGCCAAGGACCUGAGACGGCCGUUGGUCCGCCUUCAACUCCAACAUUCGCAGAUUCGAAUACGGCACGAGCAAGCUCUCCCCCCACGGUCUCACCCAUUACCAGUCCCAUAACACAAGCAACGACCUUUGCCUCUGUUGUUCCAUAUUCGACUCUCAGCUCCUCUGAGCUGUCAUACUCUUCACCAAUACCAACCUCUUCAACACUUCAAGCUGUCACUCAAGCUGUCACUGAUGGCUUUGGGUACACCUCGACUUCCAGUCCUAUUCCUUCUACAUCAAUGGCGACUUCCAUCUCGCCGGACUCAGGAAGCAACAGCAACAGCCACAGGAAUUUGGUUAUUAUCUUAUCUGCGGUGCUUGGUUUUGUCGGGAUCCUCCUCAUCACAGGUGCAAUACUUCUUAUAACCCGAUAUCUGAGAAAUCAAUCUCCAUUUGCUCAUAGGGGAGCAUCACCAAUCAACGAUGAAGAGAUUGCUUCUUGGCGUGGAACCAGUUCCGAGCAAAAGCAAGCAGUUCCGUAUUCAACCCAGCCGUCAGUCACACAUGAUGCAAACACAGUAGGACUUGCACAAACCCCUGGAUGGAUAUGGCCAACUUCAACUUCUGCCGUACAACCGGCAACGCCCAACCCGGCGUCGAUCGUCCCCGAUACGCCAUCUUUCCUGGCCAAAGCGCCAAACGCCAGAGCAGGCCUCACCGAUGAAACAGUGCCAGGGGCCGUUCCUUUCAUACCGCCUAUAAAGAGACAGAGUAGUCGUCUAUCUAAAGCUCCUCGUGGCCAUGCUAGAUCGAAGAGUAGACGAAGUAGUUUGAGUGCGAAAAGCAUGUGGAGUUAUAAGGAGCCAAGUAUGGAGAUGAAACGCAAAGAAACAACUCCGACUUGGUUCGAUCCAGAGGACGAUCACAAUACUGGCAGAGAGUUGAGGGAUAUUGAUACCUCCAACGAUUCGCCUGGUACAUCCAUAUUUGAUGGGCUGUCGGCUGGCGGACUCUCACCGAGACCAAAAUCACGCUCAAGGCUACGGGAAGCAGAAAAGGAAAAUGAACACGGCAGAACUCUAGCCUAG
Messenger RNA from Lachnellula hyalina, 1227 nucleotides. RefSeq lists its product as uncharacterized. The record is from RefSeq and is a predicted model, not a curated record. Lineage: Eukaryota; Fungi; Ascomycota; Leotiomycetes; Helotiales; Lachnaceae. The coding region runs from base 1 to 1227 and encodes 408 amino acids. The transcript has 2 exons.